Pongo pygmaeus (Bornean orangutan) is the source of this 2629-nucleotide messenger RNA. Its product is annotated as DEP domain-containing protein 1A-like. Gene Ontology annotation, cellular component: nucleus; transcription repressor complex. NCBI's taxonomy places the organism in Eukaryota, Metazoa, Chordata, Mammalia, Primates, Hominidae. The record is from RefSeq and is a predicted model, not a curated record. The transcript has a single exon. The coding region runs from base 1 to 1305 and encodes 434 amino acids.
AUGCAGCUAGUUAAUUUAAGAAACAGAAGAGUGAGUGCUAAUGAUGUAAUGGGAGGAAGUUGUCAUAAUUUAAUAGGGUUAAGUGGUAUGCAUGAUCUGUCCUCUAACAGCAAUCCAAGAUGCUGUCCUUUGGAAGGAAUUGUGGAUGUGUCAGGGAAUUCAAGUAAAGAGGCAUCCAGUGUAAAGAGGCAUCAAUCUUUUCCAAACAUAGAAGGACAAAGUACUAAACUGUUUUUAGAGUCUAAGCCCAAACAGGAAUUCCUGUUGAAUCUUCAUUCAGAGGAAAAUAUUCAAAAGCCAUUCCAUGCUGGUUUUAAGAGAACCACUACUUUGACUGCUCAAGACCAAGAGGAGUUGUGUAAUGGGAAAUGCAAGUCAAAACAGCUUUAUAGGUCUCAGAGUUUGCUUUUAAGAAGUAGUACAAGAAGGAAUAGUUGUAUCAAUACACCAGUGGCUGAAAUGAUCAUGAAACCAAAUGUUGGACAAAGCAGCACAAGUGUGCGAACAGCUAUGGAAAGUGAACUCGGAGAGUCUAGUGCCGCAAUCAAUAAAAGACUCUGCAAAAGUUCAAUAGAAUUUUCAGAAAAUUCUUUACUUCCAGCUUCUUCUGUGUUGACUGGUACACAAAGUUUGCUGCAACCUCAUUUAGAGAGGGUUGCCGUCGAUGCGCUACAAUUAUGUCAUUUGUUACUUCCGCCACCAAAUUGUAGAAAGCUUCAACUUUUAAUGCGUAUGAUUUCCCAAAUGAGUCAAAAUGUUGAUAUGCCCAAACUUCAUGAUGCAAUGGGCAAGAAAUCACCGAUGAUACAUACCUUUUCUCAGUGUGUGCUAUGCUGUGCUGAAGAAGUGGAUCUUGAUAAGCUUCUGGCUGGAAGAUUAGUUUCUUUCUUAACGGAUCAUCAUCAGGAAAUUCUUCAAGUACCAACUUAUUUACAGACUGCAGUGGAAAAACAUCUUGAAUACUUAAAAAAGGGACGUAUUGAAAAUCCUGGAGAUGGACUAUUUGUUCCUUUGCCAACUUAUUCAUACUGUAAGCAGAUUAGUGCUCAGAACUUUGAAAAGCAAAAAGUUUCUACCUCUCAAGCUGCAAUUACAGAACUUUUAGAAAAUGUUAUUAAAAACAAGAGUUUACCUCUAAAGGAGAAAAGAAAAAAACUAAAACAGUUUCAGAAGGAAUACCCCUUGAUAUAUCAGAAAAGAUAUCCAACCACGGAGAGUGAAGCAGCACUUUUUGGUGACAAACCUACAAUCAAGCCACCAAUGCUGAUUUUAAGAAAACCAAAGUUUUGUAGUCUAAGAUACUAACUGAAUUAAAAAUUAUGUAAUACUUGUGGAACUUUGAUAAAUGAAGCCAUAUCUGAGAAUGUAGCUAAUCAAAAGGAAGUCUGUUAUUAAUAAGGUAUUUCUAAAUAAGCACAUUAUGUAAGGAAGUACCAAAAUAGUUGUUUAUCAAUGUGAGACUCCUAGGAGACUAACUAGAUCUCAACUGAGAGCACAUAACAAUAGGCGAUACCAAAUACUUUUUGUUUUUAACACAGCUAUCCAGUAAGGCUAUCAUGAUAUGUGCUAAAAUUUUAUUUGCUUGAAUUUUGAAAAUUGAGCUGUGUUCAUUAAGAUUAAACUAUAAUUCUGUUUUUAAAAGAAAAUGUAUCUGCAUAUGUGCAAGUUCUGAGAUAUUAGCUAAUGAAUUAGUUGUUUGGGGUUACUUCUCUGUUUCUAAGUAUAAGAAUGUGAAGAAUAUUUGAAAACUCAGUGAUAUAAUUCUCAGCUGCCAAAUGUUGCACUCUUUUGUAUAUUCUUUUUCCACUUUUGAUCUAUUUAUAUAUAUGUAUGUGUUUUUAAAAUAUGUGUAUAUUUUAUCAGAUUUGGUUUUGCCUUAAAUAUUAUCCCCAACUGCUUCAGUCAUUCAUUUGUUCAAUAUAUAUAUAUUUUGAAUUCUAAUUUGCAUAAUCUAUUAGAAGGUGGGGACGUAAAAGAAGUAUAAGGCAAUCAUAUAUUCAUUCAAAAGAUGCUUAUUUAGCAACUGCUAUGUGCCUUUCAUUGUUCCAGAUAUGUGGAGACAAUGAUAAAUAAAACAUAUAAUUUCUUCUGUAAGGUAUUUAUUUUUAAUCAAGGGAGAUACACCUAUCAGAUGCUUAAAAUAACAACACUGCCUACUGCCAUCAGGGCAUAUAGAAUCAUUCAGCUCAAGACUGACUUCUAUGAUGAUGGAACAGGUCUCUAAGCUAGUGGUUUUCAAAUUGGUGCACAUUAGACUCACCCGAGGAGUUUUAAAACAGCCUAUAUGCCCAGGGCCUAACUUACACUAAUUAAAUCUGAAUUUUAGGGAUGUUGUAUAGGGAUUAGUAUUUCUUUUAAUCUAGGUGAUUCCAGUAUUCAGCCAACUGUGAGAAUCAAUGUCCCAAGUGCUUUUUAUAAACAUUUUUAUAAGUGUCAAGAUAGUGGCACAUUGACUUUAUUUUUUCAUUGGAAGAAAAUGCCUGCCAAGUAUAAAUGCCUCUCAUCUUAAAACAAGGUUCUUCAGGUUUCUGCUUGAUCGACUUGGUACAAACUUGAAGCAAGUUGCCUUCUAUUUUUUACUCCAAGGUUGUUUAAUAUCUAUUCCUUAAGUGUAAAGAAAUAUAUAAUG